AUGGUUCCUGUUGUGUUUGCAGAGAAGGAGCAGGAGGAGGUGGAGGUGGAGGCCACGGAGGAGGCGGAGGGGGAGCUGUCCGAGGAGGAGGAGGAUGAAGAUGACUCGCAGAGUCAGGAUAAGAUUGAUGAGGCAGGACUUGCUGGCGUGCUGCAGACCACCACGGCAGCAUCCGGAGGUUCCGGUGUUUCGUCCAACAUUCAGGAUCUGAGCGGUUCUCCAGCAGCAGCAGUACAACACUCUGGUCUCUCUGCUGCUCAUCAUGCAGCGGCCGGUCGUCCAGCAGCUUCAUCUCACACAGAAACCAACGGGUCUGACGGAGCAGACUCAGAGUCCAAUGGUAACGGACAGAAGCUGCUGAAUGGAGGAGGGGGCGGAGGCGGAGCUGACAGUCAGACUGGACCCAUCGACCUGUCCAGUCAUGACUUCCUGCUCGGCCUGAUUGAUCACAUGACUCCAGUCACUCAGCUAGACUCUACAGAUCCUGUUCAUCGCUUAGACAUCAGCAUUGACCAAUCAGGACCAGACCACACCUCUCUGGGCUCAGGACCUGACCAAUCAUUGACCAGCUCUGUCUCAGGCUCCUCCCACUCUGCAGCCCAGGGAGGUGCAGCAGCUUCAUCAUCUUCAUUGCACGUUGAAGCUGACGGAGUCCAGACGGAUGGAGCCGACUCAGCUGAUGCUAAUGGAAAUGGCCGACAGACUCUGCUUCUGGACACAAACGGAGUGACGGAUCGACUCAUUUCCUUCAGUGAACUUCAGACUCAGAACCUCCAGACUGAUCUCCCAGCAGGUGGAGCAGAGUCAGCGACUGGUCUUCACAUCGACCUCACAGUGUCAGGUCUUGGACUUGGCCAUGAUGUCACAGAGUCGUCCCCCGUCGUCCUCCACACAGAGUCUGUAGACAGCUUCACACACACACUGCACCCAGCUUCAGGUGGUUACUCCUACACAGACCUGGUUACCAUGACAACAGACUCCACAGGAUUAGUUUCAGCAGAUCCAACAGGAACCCAACUUGACUCAAGUCAUCCAGCUGUGACAGAUCGCACACAGAUGGCUGGUUCAGUCACUGAACAGUACAACCCAUCUGGUCAGGGUCCUGAAGGUACAGAAAAUGUGGAACUGGAGGAUACCUGCUGACUUCCACAUCAAGCCGCGAGUUCGAUUCCUGCGCUACUGUUUCCAGUGUACCGACCAAUCAGCAUGGCCCAGGAAGUCAGACCCCUCCCACUAGCUGUAGGCCCCACCCACGGAGCGCCAGUGUUUUUUUUUUAUAUUUAAAAGUUUGUUAAUAGACGUUUAUUUUGUUUUAGAGAAUCAGUGAGGAAAUACAUAGAAAUAAAUAACCUGAUGACGCCAUACAGGAUGUGACAUCACCUUCACUGUCGGGAUUGAAAAAUGUGAUUUUGAACAGUAAAUGUUUUUGUCUAUUUUGAACAUCAAACAGAAUUUGUAAUUUGUCCAAACUGAUGAAUAACCUGAUGACAUCAUCAGGUCGUUCCUGUCGAGCAGGAAGUUACUUAAU
Molecule: messenger RNA, 1528 nt
Organism: Micropterus dolomieu (smallmouth bass)
Lineage: Eukaryota; Metazoa; Chordata; Actinopteri; Centrarchiformes; Centrarchidae
Exons: 23
Coding region: 1-1143 (380 amino acids)
Source: RefSeq, a predicted model, not a curated record